UAUUUGUAAUCAGAACGCAACCAAAUAAAGAAAGCUCUCAAACUCAUUCUUGAAGCUUUAACUUUUUAUCUACCAUCUCAUCAACAAAACCCUCAUAUUUUGAUUAACUAAUUCUUUUUUUAAAUGGCUUUGGCUAAUGAGAUAAUGGGUUCUCGUCUGAUCUUUGAGAGAUCAUCAUCACUUGCGUCUCCGUUUCAAUCGCGUUUUUCCAUCAAGAAGAGGACACAGAGAACGCAGUUCUCCAUCAACCCUUUUGAUCCGAAACCUAUGAGAGCUGUUAACUCCAGCGGCGUUGUAGCAGCCAUCAGCGAGGAUUUGGUUAAAACGCUGCGUAUUAGCACUGUCGGUAGAAAACAAGAGAAGGAGGAAGAGGAGGAGAAGUCGGUGAAGUUUAAGGUGAGAGCGGUUGCGACGGUGAGGAACAAGAACAAAGAAGAUUUUAAAGAUACUCUGGUUAAGCAUUUGGAUGCUUUUACUGAUCAAAUCGGUAGAAACGUCGUCUUGGAGCUUAUUAGUACCCAAGUUGAUCCAAAAACGAAUGAGCCAAAGAAGAGUACAGCGGCGGUAUUGAAAGACUGGUCAAAGAAAUCGAAAUUAAAGGCGGAAAGAGUUCAUUACACGGCGGAGUUCACGGUGGAUUCCGCCUUUGGUUCGCCGGGAGCCAUCAUGGUGACCAACAAACACCAAAAAGAGUUCUUCCUUGAGAGCAUCACCAUUGAGGGUUUCGCAUGUGGCCCUGUUCACUUCCCCUGCAACUCUUGGGUCCAAUCCCAAAAAGACCAUCCAUCCAAACGAAUUUUCUUCACUAAUCAGCCUUACUUGCCGAGCGAGACACCGUCCGGUCUAAAAACAUUAAGGGAGAAAGAAUUGGAGAAUCUAAGAGGAAAUGGGAAAGGAGAAAGAAAGUUAUCAGACAGAAUCUACGAUUUUGAUGUCUACAACGACAUAGGAAAUCCGGAUAUAUCACGGGAACUAGCCCGUCCCACAUUUGGCGGUCCUAAAUUUCCUUACCCUAGACGCUGUCGAACCGGCCGGCCUUCCACAGACACCGAUAUGAUGUCUGAGAGGCGAGUGGAGAAACCAUUACCGAUGUAUGUGCCAAAAGAUGAGCAGUUCGAGGAGUCUAAGCAGAACACUUUUGCUGCAUGUAGGCUUAAGGCGGUUUUACAUAACCUUAUACCUUCACUAAAAGCUAGCAUUUUGGCUGAGGACUUCGCUAACUUCGGUGAGAUCGAUAGUCUUUACAAAGAAGGCUUGCUUCUCAAGUUAGGGUUUCAAGAUGAUAUGUUCAAGAAGUUCCCUUUGCCUAAGAUCGUCACUACCCUCCAAAAAUCAAGCGAAGGCUUGCUUAGAUACGACACUCCAAAAAUAGUAUCAAAGGAUAAAUACGCAUGGCUUAGAGAUGACGAGUUCGCACGCCAAGCCAUAGCUGGGAUCAACCCGGUCAACAUAGAACGAGUCACGUCUUAUCCACCGGUCAGCAAUCUUGACCCUGAAAUCUACGGUCCAGGUCUUCACUCCGCUCUCACCGAAGACCACAUCAUCGGUAACCUUGACGGCUUAUCCGUACAACAAGCGUUAGAGACGAACCGUUUGUUUAUGGUGGACUACCAUGACAUAUACUUACCGUUUCUAGAUCGAAUCAACGCGCUUGAAGGACGCAAGGCUUACGCGACUCGAACCAUAUUGUUCUUGACCCGUCUUGGUACACUCAAGCCUAUAGCGAUCGAGCUAAGCCUCCCGUCUCAAUCAAGCUCAAACCAAAAGUCCAAGCGCGUGGUCACACCUCCAGUAGACGCAACCUCCAACUGGAUGUGGCAGCUAGCCAAGGCCCAUGUUGGGUCCAAUGACGCUGGUGUCCACCAGCUUGUGAAUCAUUGGUUACGCACCCAUGCGUGCUUGGAACCGUUUAUAUUAGCUGCUCAUAGACAAUUAAGCGCAAUGCAUCCGAUAUUCAAAUUAUUAGACCCUCACAUGAGGUACACUUUGGAGAUCAAUGCCGUGGCACGACAGACUUUGAUUAGUGCCGACGGUGUGAUUGAGUCAUGCUUCACAGCUGGUCAAUACGGUUUAGAGAUUAGUUCUGCUGCGUAUAAGAACAAAUGGCGGUUCGAUAUGGAAGGUCUCCCUGCUGAUCUCAUCCGAAGAGGAAUGGCUGUUCCAGACCCAACACAACCACAUGGGCUUAAAUUACUUGUCGAAGACUACCCAUACGCCAACGACGGUCUCUUAUUAUGGUCCGCGAUCCAAACCUGGGUCCGAACCUACGUGGAACGUUUUUACCCAGACCCGAAUCUAAUCCAAACCGACAUCGAACUCCAAGCCUGGUACUCCGAGUCAAUCAACGUGGGUCACGCCGAUCACCGCGACGCCGAGUGGUGGCCGAAGCUUUCCACCGUCGAUGAUCUCGUCUCCGUCAUCACCACCAUCAUCUGGCUCGCCUCCGCACAACACGCCGCACUCAACUUCGGACAAUAUCCUUACGGUGGCUACGUCCCAAACCGGCCACCGUUGAUGCGGCGGUUAAUUCCCGACGAGUUAGAUCCCGAGUUCGCGAGUUUUAUCGAAGAUCCUCAAAAGUAUUUUUUCUCGUCGAUACCGAGUUUAUUGCAAACGACGAAAUUUAUGGCGGUGGUUGAUACAUUGUCAACACAUUCACCGGAUGAGGAGUAUAUCGGAGAGAGACAACUACCGUCGAUAUGGACCGGAGAUGCUGAGAUCGUAGAUGCGUUUUAUGGAUUUUCUGCGGAAAUCGGACGGAUAGAGAAGGAGAUUGAGAAGAGGAAUCAUGAUCCUAGCCGUAGGAAUCGGUGUGGCGCAGGAGUUUUACCGUACGAGUUGAUGGCUCCGAGUUCUGAACCAGGUGUUACGUGUAGAGGUGUGCCUAAUAGUGUAUCCAUUUAGAAUUAUUAAAUUUAAGUAUAGAGA
Arabidopsis arenosa is the source of this 2928-nucleotide messenger RNA. The record is from the annotation of a GenBank genome assembly. NCBI's taxonomy places the organism in Eukaryota, Viridiplantae, Streptophyta, Magnoliopsida, Brassicales, Brassicaceae.